Molecule: messenger RNA, 1277 nt
Organism: Dermatophagoides pteronyssinus (European house dust mite)
Lineage: Eukaryota; Metazoa; Arthropoda; Arachnida; Sarcoptiformes; Pyroglyphidae
Gene: wol
Product: Dolichyl-phosphate beta-glucosyltransferase wollknaeuel
Biological process (GO): protein N-linked glycosylation
Cellular component (GO): endoplasmic reticulum membrane
Source: RefSeq, a predicted model, not a curated record
CAGACAUUGCACACGUGUAUUAUUUUGGUUUUUCUUCAGGUAUCCAAAUAAAAACACGAUUCAAUAAAAUUAUGAAAAUUUUGCCCAUUGUUAAUUAAAAAUCGAAGAAAAAAAAACCUGACAUGACGUGCUUUUUUCAACAAUUUCUAACCAUAAAUAAUCUGAUUGCAUUGUUAACGAUUAUAAUCAUAACAAUCAUAUUUAUUUCGAUAUUAAUUCGUUUGACAACCGAUCAAUAUCCAAGAAUUUUAAUUUAUAAAGAUGAACGAUUUUAUUUGGAUCCAAUUUCUGGUGAACAUCAUCCAUUACCACAAUUAGGAACAAUAUUCCUGAGUAAAAAACAUACGGUUACUUAUCAGGAUAUUCAACCAUCAACACAUUAUUUAUCGGUAAUUGUACCAGCUUAUAAUGAACAAAAUCGAUUACCGACGAUGUUAGAUGAAGCUAUUGAUUUUCUUGAACAAAAAUCCUUUAAAUAUGAAAUCAUCGUUGUUGAUGAUGGAAGUCGUGAUAAAACCACCCAGAUAGCAUUAGGUUAUGUACAAAAAUAUGGAACGGAAAAAAUUCGUGUCAUAACAUUGGUAAAAAAUCGUGGAAAAGGUGGUGCAAUUCGUAUCGGUAUUCUGGCCGCUCGUGGUGAAUAUUGUCUUUUUGCCGAUGCUGAUGGAGCAACGAAAUUUUCUGAAUUUGAAAAAUUAAAUCAUUUUAUUCAAGAAAGACGAAAAUCAUACAGUAAAAAUGAACUUAAUUGUAAAGAGAAAAAUUUUGGCAGUGAAUUCGAUCCUAAAAUGUUUCCAAUUGCAAUUGGAUCACGUGCUCAUAUGGAAGAAGAAUCCAUUGCACAACGAUCAUUAUUUCGAACAUUUUUGAUGUGGGGUUUUCAUUUUGUUGUAUGGUUAUUGACAGUAAAAACUGUACGCGAUACACAAUGUGGAUUUAAAUUGUUUCCACGUACCGUGGCGCAGAUUUUAUUCACACAUACCCACAUUGAACGAUGGGCUUUUGAUGUUGAAUUACUUUUAUUAGCUGAACGUUUACAAUUACCAAUCGGUGAAAUACCAGUCGAAUGGACUGAAAUUGAAGGAUCAAAAAUUGUACCGGUAUUUUCAUGGAUACAAAUGGGUAUCGAUGUUACAUUAAUAUUUUGGAAUUAUACAAUCGGUGCAUAUUGUUAUCCAAAACAACCAUAUGAAAAAAUUUAUGGUAUCAUUAUGCAACAGCCAUUAUUAUGAUUUAAAGACCAAGAAGAAUGAAUGAAUGAAAUUCUAUCUUUAAUC